Messenger RNA from Scatophagus argus, 4774 nucleotides. Its product is annotated as protein kinase C epsilon type-like. Gene Ontology annotation, molecular function: ATP binding; diacylglycerol-dependent serine/threonine kinase activity. NCBI's taxonomy places the organism in Eukaryota, Metazoa, Chordata, Actinopteri, Scatophagidae. The coding region runs from base 1117 to 3426 and encodes 769 amino acids. The record is from RefSeq and is a predicted model, not a curated record. Gene Ontology annotation, biological process: protein phosphorylation. The transcript has 15 exons.
GUGCGGGACGCUGUCAUCCCCGCAUGCAUCCAAUGUGGUCCCAGCUUUGAUGCGGUGGAUGGAUGGGCAGAACAUGCACACCUGUUUCCCUGCAUUUUCAGCAGUUUCGGGUGCACCGUGCAGCUCUGCGCGGGCUCCCCUCCGGCUCCACCUGGGCGGCUCGGAAAAGCCUGGCUCAAGGGCACCUUGGUGGGAUGAAAACAAAUGUUUGAUUUCUCCACUUUGUGCCCUCGCACAGUCACUCAGACGACCGUCCUCCCCUCUCUGCUCUGCUGCUCCUAAACGCCUCCCUAGUCUGGGCUGCGUCGCACUCCCCCGUCUGUCACACCAGGCUCCGAGAAAUCUGACGUGUUUUUCGCAUUUCCUGCAGCAGAGAGAGACGGAGCGGCGACGGGGGGAGGCAGCCAGAGGUAUGUGCACGGGAAGUUAAGAUCAACAACAGCGGGUGAAACCAGGCCGUGCAGCGAGCAACUGGAGCCCCUGCAGACCUUCCUACCCACCGCCUGAACCUGCCCCUCCUCUCCGCCCCUGCUGCGGCUGUUGCCAGCCUGACUGGCCGCAGCCGUCAGGCUCGAACAUCCCCGAUGCGUCGCGGCGGCUGCCAGCAGGCGUCUGGAGCCUCCCACCCGCGUCAAGGCACAAUGCAACACGGGCUAAUGCUCCCAGGGCGCCCCGCUACAGCUAACGGAGCUUUUUAAUACCUCGGAGGUAAAAAAACAUGACAGACACAUUCACAUCUGGGGCCUCUGCUCGUCUGGCUGUCGCUAAGUCCCGGCACUUCGUGCUUAUCCGCGUUUCUUCCGCGCGCCUGUGAGGAAAGAUUCGGGUUGACGCUCGUUUUUCUGCCGCAGCUGUUUAUCUGGGGUGGAAAUUUUGUAGCAUAUUCGACAAGUUCUGAGGAAAGACCCAAACCCAGCUCAGACAGGGGCUUCUUAGUUGGCACACUCUCCGUCAUAUUGACCUGGAGGGAAUCACGGUGUCUGCCUGGAGGACCACCGGUUGAACACAGCCGUUUUUCACCGCCUCCCAGGAGCUGAUAUCUUAGAAGAGGUCGGGGACAGGGGUGUGUGUGGUGGUUUCACUGCAAACAAGUCAAGUAUCACGUGUUUCACCACCAUGGUGAUCUUCAACGGGCAGCUGAAGAUCAAGAUCUGCGAGGCUCUGGAGCUCAAACCGACGGCUUGGUCCCUGCGUCACGCCGUCGGUCCCAGGACGCAGACCUUCCUCCUGGACACGUACAUCGCCCUGAACGUGGACGACUCCCGCGUGGGCCAGACCUCCACCAAGCAGAAGACCAACAGCCCCGCCUGGAACGAUGAGUUCACCACGGAGGUCCACGACGGCCGUAAAAUCGAGCUGUCCGUCUUCCACGACGCGCCCAUCGGCUACGACGACUUCGUGGCCAACUGCACCAUCCAGUUCGAGGACAUCCUGAACAACGGCAGCAAGCACUUCGAGGACUGGAUUGACUUGGAGCCAGAGGGGAGGGUCUAUGUUGUUAUUGACCUAUCAGGAUCGUCCAGCGAAGAUGCAUCCGCCUCCACCGAGAAUGAGGAGCGAGUGUUUCGGCAGCGGAUGCGUCCCAGGAAGCGUCAGGGCGCCGUGCGGCGGAGGGUCCACCAGGUCAACGGACACAAGUUCAUGGCCACCUACCUGAGACAGCCCACCUACUGCUCCCACUGCAGGGACUUCAUCUGGGGCGUCUUAGGAAAGCAGGGCUACCAGUGUCAAGUGUGCACCUGCGUGGUCCAUAAGCGCUGCCACGAGCUCAUCAUUACCAAGUGUGCAGGCAUGAAGAAGCAGGAGGACACCGUCGGCGAGCCAGUCGGCUCUCAGAGGUUCAGCGUCAACGUGCCGCACAAGUUCAGCAUCCACAACUUUAAGGUCCUCACCUUCUGCGACCACUGUGGGUCCCUGCUGUGGGGUCUGCUGCGACAGGGGCUGCAGUGUAAAGUGUGCAAAGUGAAUGUGCACAGGCGCUGUGAGAGGAACGUAGCUCCUAACUGUGGCGUGGACGCCAGAGGAAUCGCUAAAGUCCUCUCCGACCUCGGAGUCACACCAGACAAAAUCUUGAACAGCGGCCAGAGACGGAAAAAGCUUCCUCAGGGUCAGGACCCCCAGCAGGCUUUAUCAGGGGCGCCAAAGGCCGAAGACGAUCGCUCCAAGUCCGCGCCCACCUCGCCAUGUGACCAGGACGUGAAGGAGCUGGAGAACAUCCGGAAGGUUCUGUCGUUCGACCACCGCGGAGAGGAGCACAAGACACACAUCCUCUCGUCCGCCUCGUCCGUUGCUACGGUAACGGGAGACGCUGAUGGAGGUGGAGGAGCAGGUGAUGGAGGAGGCAGCGCUGGAGUGGAGGGCAAAGGAAGCCAGGAGAACGGAGAGGUCAAAGGUCAUGUCGCUCCUGAGGUCAAGAAGAUGAACCUGCACGACUUUGUGUUCAUCAAAGUUCUGGGAAAAGGAAGCUUCGGAAAGGUGAUGCUGGCCGAGCUGAAAGGCAGCGACGAGGUUUACGCCGUCAAAGUGCUGAAGAAAGACGUGAUCCUUCAGGACGACGACGUGGACUGCACUCUGACCGAGAAACGGAUCCUGGCCCUGGCCAGAAAACACCCCUACCUGACACAGCUCUUCUGCUGCUUCCAGACUAAAGACCGGCUGUUCUUCGUGAUGGAGUACGUGAACGGAGGCGACCUGAUGUUCCAGAUUCAACGUUCGAGGAAGUUCGACGAGGCGCGAUCUCGUUUCUACGCGGCCGAGGUCACGUCGGCUCUGAUGUUCCUGCACCGACAUGGAGUCAUCUACAGAGACUUGAAGCUGGACAACAUUCUGUUGGAUGCUGAGGGUCACUGUAAGCUGGCCGACUUUGGGAUGUGCAAGGAGGGAAUCCUCCACGGGGUCACCACCACCACCUUCUGUGGGACACCAGAUUACAUCGCACCUGAGAUCCUCCAGGAGCUGGAUUAUGGCCCAUCAGUGGACUGGUGGGCUCUGGGGGUGCUGAUGUAUGAGAUGAUGGCAGGCCAGCCACCAUUUGAAGCCGAUAACGAAGACGAUCUGUUCGAGUCCAUCCUCCACGAUGACGUCCUCUACCCCGUCUGGCUGAGCAAGGAGGCCGUGUCCAUCCUCAAAGCGUUCAUGACUAAGAGUCCUAACAAGCGUCUGGGCUGUGUGGUGGCUCAAGGUCUGGAGGAGGCCAUUAAGCUCCAUCCGUUCUUCAGAGAGAUCGACUGGACGCUGCUGGAGCAGAGGAGGAUCAGACCGCCGUUCAAACCGCGCAUCAAAACCAAAAGGGAUGUGAAUAACUUUGACCAGGACUUCACUCGUGAAGAACCCGUCCUGACGCCGGUGGACAACAGCAUCAUCAAGCAGAUCAACCAAGAUGAGUUUAAAGGAUUCUCCUACUUUGGAGACGAGACUGCAGCCUAGACGAGUUCUGACACGCAUACGAUUAUACGCACCGUCAACACAAAAAGCAGUAUUUAAAGAAACACGGCCUCUUCAAUGAGACCUCCCGAACAUUUCCAGAUUCUGACCACUCCAGGAAUUAUACUACACCAUCUGUAUCUCUCGUUAUGGUUUCUGUGCUCUUGAUGUUUGUCCCCUUGUGAACAUCCCGUCAAAGCAAAUGUUCGAGCAGCAUGUGAGCGCAGGUCAGGCGCUGUAAGAAGCAGGUGUGUUUCAGAUGCUCAAACGUUCAGCGGAGGGUUUUGAAGCAGACACGUGGGUCAUGUGCUGUCAGAGUGUGUGUGUGUGUGUGAGAGAGAGAGAGAGAUAGUGUGUAAAAGUGUGCAUGCAUGUGUAUUUGCAUACCUCUGUACACAAUGUGCUGUAUCCUGUGUCUAUCUCUGUGUUUAAAGAAUGUUUUUUUCCCUAAACGAGUAUGUGAAUGGAAAAAAAGCGAACCAAUGAUUGUAUUUAAAGAAAAAAACAAAUCUUCAAAACUAUUUUAUUCCAAGUAAAAAAGAGAUGUCAAGAUGAGAUGCGAGAAAUGGAACUCUGCCCUUUAUUUCAAAUUUAAGAGUGAGAAAAUGAAAUGAUAGUGACACCUUUGCAUUUUGGAUUUUGGCUGUUCUGUACUUCCUGUUGAGUGACGGCUGCUCUGCUUGCCCUCCUCUCUCCGUGUUUUAGCUCGUUAGUACAUCGAUGCUCUCGCUCUUCAUUAAAACCAAAGGGUUGCCAGCUCGCCGCUGGGAGUGUCCAUCGUUCUACAGUGACAUGCUUACAGUGCUAACGAGCUGUUUUCCACGUAACCCGACGCUGAGACAGCGAGACGCUGAGACACUGAGACACUGAGACAGUUGUCCAGGGAAGCCAAAUAAUGAGGUGAAAUCUAAAAUAUCAGUGGAGCCGUUUAAAGAGACAUUUUGUCGCAGGUGAAGUCCUUGAAACGCUGCACCUUCUGGAGCAGAAGGAUCUUUUCAGAUCAACUCCUUCAAUCCCUCCAUGACCAUCUGAUCACUGAAAAGCCUUGUGUGUGUGUGUGUGUGUGUGUGUGUGUGUGUGCGCAGUAACAGUAAUUGAAAGCCGUGGAUCGUCAAGGUGAAUGUGUUAGCACAUGUGACUGAAUGUACAGACGUGUUGUGUCCGUGUUCUUUAUUUAAAACGUUUUAACUGAAUCGUCCAGCUUUCACUGACGUGUUGGAAAUCUUUAGAUUUCAUGUGAUUUCACCUCCUCCUCCUCCUCCUGAUCUUCGUCUUUUCCUUCUCCUCCUCAUCUCUUCCUCCUCCUGCUCCUCAUCUCUUCCUCUUCCUCCUGGUCUCUUCCUCCUUCUCC